Molecule: messenger RNA, 1927 nt
Organism: Bemisia tabaci
Lineage: Eukaryota; Metazoa; Arthropoda; Insecta; Hemiptera; Aleyrodidae
Source: RefSeq, a predicted model, not a curated record
UCGGUAUAUUUUUGGGAUCAGAAUGAGCCCAGCGAAAGCUGGUAUGGUGAAAGAGCGACGGACAUCGUUGGCGGCGGUGACGAGUGUGGCGCAGUCGUUGCAAGGGAUCACGAUCGAAGCAAACUACUCGGCCUUCUCGGAGAGCGUCCGGCGUCGCGCGCCCAAGGGCGUCCAGUGCGCCGUCUUCUGCGGUGGGCGCCGCUGCAAGUACGAGAACCCGGAGGUCUGGGACUCCACCCACAAAGCCAUCAGAGGAAUCUACUCCCACUGGGUGACGGACGAAAUUCUCGCAAUGGCUCGACCGUGCACUGAAAUCAUCGUGAAGAGGAACCUCAUCAAACAAUUUCAAAGCAGCAUAGGGAUUCGAUCGAUCGUAAAUUUACAAAAAGUGGGCGAACAUGGAAGUUGCGGGUGUCCCCUGGAGAAGGCUGGCUUCACGUACGACCCAUCAAUCUUCAUGAAAAAUAAAAUUUAUUUCUAUAACUAUGAAUGGGAAGACUACGGCGUUAUGGAAUCAUCAAGCUUACUUGAUAUGGUCAAAGUUUUAAGUUUCGCUCUGACAGAAGGAAAAGUUGCAAUCCACUGCCAUGCUGGUCUUGGUCGGACAGGUGUUCUCAUCGCGUGUUACCUAGUUUAUGCGGUCAGGUUAAAAGCGAACGACGCCAUCCGGUUCGUCCGUCUGAAACGACCGCAAUCAAUCCAAACUAGAGGUCAAAUUCAAAGUGUCCAGGAGUUCGAACAGUACAUCCUCCCAAAUAGCAUCAUCUUCUCAAAAAAUGGUCCGACCAGAAGCAGCUCUACACCUGAUUUCUCACUGCCACAAUACGUGUUACUUCAAAAAAUGAUGCUUCACGGUCAAGAAUCUCGGUGCCUGCACCAUAUCCCAAAGAUUGUGCUGAUGAUUUGUGAGCGGUUAUUAAUGCUUUGUUCGUGCAAGCCAGUCAGUUUGAUCUUGAUUCGGAAUAGCGGAUUUGUAGCGAUACCAGUUUUGCGGACUUUCCUGGCCUCUGAAAGCGUUCAGCCCAAGCUGAAAGUCUCAUUUCCGGAAUCCCAGUCUGCUGGAACGCUCCACGAGACGUCUAAGAAUGCGAUGGAAGUCGUUGAGGAGGUGCCUGAAGAAGAAGAGGUAGAUGAAAAAGAGACCUCGACUGAAAAGAAAGGUGAAGAAAAAAAAAUCUCAACAUUUCUUCGGAACUCCGAAGAGGAGUACAAGUACGCCGGUGAACCGAAUCAGGAGUGCAUCGACAAAACCGUGGAGGCGUUUCUGAGGGACCUAAGUUCAGUGCGAGAGGAAAUCCGGAAGAAAGUCCUCCAAUUCCGGAUGCAGUUGAACCACGAGGACGGUAGCUGGCGGAAGAUUCAACGGGAAACGGAUUUCCAAGUGCUAGCGAGCCUUCUUCUCGAAUGGUUGGAGCAUCUCCGGUCCCCUGUCCUCACGCAGGACCACAUCGUCAACAUUAUCAUACAAAAAGAUUCCGCAGCUGCAUUUAAAUCUUUCCCGCUGAGCUGCCAAUACACUUUAGAGUAUCUUCUCCGCUUCGUCAACCACUUAACCAUCGCGAAACAUGACCUUUCAGAGGAUCUGGUCAAGAGGAUAAUUGCUGCGGCAACCCACCAGGCAGUCAACGUCCGUGGCCAAUACCUACCCUCAGGAAAGUCAUUCAACAAUCUAAGAAAAGGAACUUUCUCAAGAUUGCUCGAGUUCAUUAAUGAGAUGAUGGUCGUCACUGCCAACAGAGAAGCAUCAACGCCGGAGAAAUGAUAAGUUCCCGGGAUAGGUGCGGAAAUGUUUUCCAUUCAAGCGCCAUCUGGGGGAGUUUCAGCAAAUGUAAAUCGUUUGAAAUUGUAAAUUCACUGUAAAUUCUAUCCUUUGUUCCUUACUCGUUGUAUCGUAAAACUAUGUGAAUAAAUCGUGAUUAAACGCGUC